AUGGCAGGCCCAGCUGUUGGCCGUUGCUUCAUGGCCGGGUUGGUCUGCCGCGGGCCUCGUUCAUACCACCCAUGCGGCCGAGAGGAAGAGAGAGGUUCGAACUUGGAAUCGAAUCCUCCUUGCGAGCGAUACCGGUACGGUAUAACGUGA
Messenger RNA from Plenodomus lingam JN3, 150 nucleotides. The record is from RefSeq and is a predicted model, not a curated record. Lineage: Eukaryota; Fungi; Ascomycota; Dothideomycetes; Pleosporales; Leptosphaeriaceae.